GAGGUUGUUUGUCUAUAGCAGCAAACGAGUUGACCUGGCCGGCGGUUUUAAGUUAGACAAACCAAACUUCAACUCUAAGUGGGUCAUCUGCUUUCAAACUGUCCACACAACAAGACGUGUUAAAAUGUAACAAAGAAUAUUCUCGAUAUAGCUGCGGAACGCUCAAAGCGCUCGUUAUGUUUAUUAGAAAAUAAUUUUAAUAAUACCGUUUUAUUUAUACUGACGCUGUUUAUUAUGCAAGAGAAUAUUCACGUCAACAUGUUUGUCGAUUGUUUGCGGGAAAUCCGAGGAUUUUGUUUGCUAUUGUUUUAACGUACCCUCAAUAAAGGUAUUUACAGCUUAAUUCUUAUACAAACGGCCUCCGUGCAGUUCGCGAUAACAGAGGACAUAUAGACCACCUGCUGGGGUUAUAAAGGAAUUUGUUCGGAUUUCGACUUGACAUAGUGCUGAGGAUGAGUGUGGUUAAAGAAGAGUGUUGUGAAGAAGAGAAGUACGAAUUAGUUCCUCCCGAAGGAGGCUGGGGCUACGUUGUCUGUGUGGGAUUAUCUGUAAUUUUCAUUGCUGGCACCGCGCAUCAGCCUGUUUUUGGUUUUAUAUACAAUGAUUUUCUGGACGAACUUGGCGUCGGUACUGGCGCCGUUACAGUUGUAUAUGGAGUGUUUCAAGUCACAUUAGCUAUUGCCGGUUUUUCGGCGAACAUAGCUUUGAAAAGUCUUUCAUUAAGACAAGUCGGUCUUAUAGGUGCCUUUAUAUACACACUAGCAUCAUUCCUAGCAAUAUUUGUAGUAUCCACAACUCAGUUAAUUGUCACAAACGGAUUCCUACAGGGCCUCGGAAUGGGUCUACUAAUUCCGGUGUCGUAUACUAGUUUUAACAGUUACUUUACAAAGAAAAAAGUGCUGUAUUUGAGUCUGUGUAAGGCAUCUAUUGGAUUGAUAACGAUGUUGUACCCGCUGUUUAUAAAAUUUACGAUAACCCAAUACGGGUUUAGAGGGACUCUAGCGAUUAUUUGUGCCAUAUCAGCUCACAGUAUUUUCGGAGCUCUAGUCAUGCAUCCUGUACAAUGGUAUAUGGUGAAGAAAUUGAAAACGUGCGAAAAGAUUGUCCUGAUACCACCGACGCCGGCCAUUGAGGCGGGAAAAGAAAAAUUCCAUUUCAAUUCUAACACGACGGCAUCCAAAGGAGCGGAAAACGCGAGAUCAGUGGAAAACUUGUACGCAAUCAAACGGACGGGGAGUCAAAAACCCACGGAAUUGCUAUUCGUUCCGAAAUUAGCUGAUUCCAGACGACUGAGUAUACCGGUGGUUUUGAUCCCAGGGGAAACGAAGGCUGAUAGCAAAUUUAAUUCGAGCGAUAAUGUGUAUUUAGAGAAUUUGUAUAAGGCAGCUUCGGUCUCCAGUUUGGGUAAUUUCGGGAAUAUCGCAGCUGAACCAAUGCCAGUUAUCAAGAACAAGGAAGGAAAGUGGCAAACGAUAAUGGAAUACUUGGAUCUGACUUUACUCAAAGAUUUGGUUUACGACAAUAUCAUUGUCGGAAUGGCUUUGACAUUUUUCGCUGAUCUAACUUUCUUCACUUUGGAGCCUUUAUUCUUGGAUAAAGUCAAUUUGAAUCGGAGCCAAAUUGCUAACAUAAUAGCUUUAGGCGGUGCUACGGACAUGUGCGCCAGAUUGUUCCUGGGCGUGGCGGGACAGUUCUUCAUUAUGAAUAGCCGGUAUAUGUUCUUCAUAGGAGCCCUUUUUGCAGCCGCUUUUAGAUUGGUUAUGAUACAAUUCACAACAUACCUACCUCUACUAAUAUUGACUGGUAUACUCGGAGCCUUGAGGUCUUUGGUGCAUAUAGCGCAGCCUAUAGUGAUGGCUGAACACGUUCCCAUAGAGCUGUACCCAUCGGCUUAUGGACUCUACAUGUUACUCGCCGGAGCGAUUAGUUUGAGUGUCGGACCCAUGAUAGGAUUCAUUCGGGACUUCACUGGUAGUUAUGUGGUUGCUUUCGUUAUGUUGGCUGUGUGUAAUCUAUGCUGCGUUGUUCCGUGGGCGAUAGAGUUCAUUUUUCGUUACAAAAAAGAAAGGAAACUCAGAAAUACGGACGUGAGCUGAAAACAUGAAGCAUCAAAGGAGACAUUGAAUCGAGUUACCGUCGCAAUACGGUAAACUCCCACCGUGAUACAAUUAGUUCGAUAAGUUAUAAAUAAUAUUUUUAUUCUAUAAA
Bombyx mori (domestic silkworm) is the source of this 2208-nucleotide messenger RNA. Its product is annotated as monocarboxylate transporter 9. Gene Ontology annotation, cellular component: membrane. The coding region runs from base 453 to 2096 and encodes 547 amino acids. NCBI's taxonomy places the organism in Eukaryota, Metazoa, Arthropoda, Insecta, Lepidoptera, Bombycidae. The transcript is spliced from 8 exons. Gene Ontology annotation, molecular function: monocarboxylic acid transmembrane transporter activity. Gene Ontology annotation, biological process: transmembrane transport. The record is from RefSeq and is a predicted model, not a curated record.